UUGACAGAUAAAGGUCGACAGUUGGAUUGUUGCGAUGUAUAUGUUUAUCUUUCCUUAGAAAUGAAGGCAGCCCGUAAAAGAUGAAUUGGGAGUUCAUUUGUGCGGACAUGUGUCGUGCGUGCAUGCGAGUGGAUGGUAUUCUUCUGCCCAUGUACGGCGAUGAUAUGAUUCGUAAGAAGAAUCUUCCUGAAAAACUUACCGAGCUAACAUCCGUAGAGAUUGAUAAGGACGAUGGGUUGCCGACGAUGCUUUGCACUAAAUGUGCAUAUAGAACCGAUGCAUUCUAUGAUUUUAAACAGCAAGUUCUGGCUACAGAGAAAAAGUUACGAAAAAUGUUCGAGGGCCAGAUUUCUCCUAUUAUUAAAAAUGAAAUUGUGGAAAAUUAUGACGAAGAUUCUAAAAUAAGUGAAUCAACUAUAAUAGAAUUAAAAUAUGAUAAUAAUAAUACAGUCAUUCAGACUGAAAGUGAUACAAAUGAAUUAGUAGAUGAUACGUUGGCAGAAAAUAAUGGACAGCUAAUAAAUCAAGAUAGUAUUAAUUUAAUACAGAUAAAUGAAUUAGAAAGUUCAAGUAUUGUAGGAGAAUUGGGUCAUAUCAUGCCUGAAAUGGAACAUCUUAUUACCGAAGAAAGUAAGGUGGAUACCAUAAAAAAUCAGAUACCUGAUACAAUUACAGAAAUUCUACAGUCCCAGAGUUUAGAUUAUACUAUAAUGUAUAUACUGGAUAGUGAAUUAGAAAAUGUCACUACGGAUGAAAAAUUUUAUUUAGCUGACAAGAAAAAGAUGGAUAUACAGGAAAACUAUGAAAAUAUGACUAACUGUAUCCCAGAAAUAACAACUGAAGUUGAUGAUGACGAUAACGAUUCAGCCAGUAAAAUGUUGACAUUUAAGGGUAAUCAAGAAAAGUUAAAUUUAGAUCAUAAGUCGUGGCAACCACCCUUCGAGUAUGAAAUAAUUAAAACUGACAAGGACAGUGAAAAUGAUAAUAAAGCGGUGAAUGAUUGCUAUGGGAAUAGAAAAGAAGCAGAAAGCGAAGGUAGUGAUUCCGAUUAUUUUGCCGAUAAGGAUAAUAUUUUGGGUAGUUUGAACGACACCAUUACUAAAAUUAAAGAGAUCAAGCAAGAUGGCAACGUUUUGCAAUAUCAGUGUACAUUAUGUUUGCAAAAUUAUGACGAGUUGACAGGUGUCUUGAUCCAUACCGUAGAUAAUCAUGUACCGGCAGGUGGACCGUUCUUUUGUGUAGUCUGUGAAAAAGACUGUGAAAGUCUUCGGCAGUUGAAAACACAUGUCAAAACUCAUACUGGACAGUUUCCAUAUACAUGUUUCAUUUGUAAUAAAUCUUUUUCCAUGAAGAAAUAUUUAAAAAGACACAUGAUUUGCCAUAGUGAUUUUCCGAGGCAUCGGUGUCCUAAGUGUGGCGUACGAUUUAAAGUCAAGUCUGAAUUAGAAGCACACGUUACAACUCAUAUUCACGGCGCACCAUAUUCUUGCAGUCAAUGUCCUCGAUUAUUUAAUCAUAAAGGUAAUUACAAGCGACACUUGAUUUCGCAUUUAGAUCCACAAGGUCUCCAUCUGCCUAAAUAUCCAUGCAAAGUCUGUGGGAAACGGUUCCUUAAUAAUCGUACUCUAAUGACUCAUAUGCGAGUCCACACUGGCGAGAAACCAUUUAAAUGCGAGGUGUGUAGUAGAUCAUUCUCACAACAGGGAAAUCUUUUGAAUCAUUUGAGAAUUCAUUCAAAUCCUCGUAGUUAUACUUGUGAAGUAUGUGGCAAACGCUUUAACCAAAGAGCCACGUUACGAGACCACAGUUUACUCCAUACCGGUGAAAAGCCUUAUGUCUGUAACGUCUGUGGUGCAGCGUUCACAUUUAGUGCUGCUUUACGUAGGCAUAUGUGGACACAUGCCAGCGAUAAACCUUUUGGUUGCGAGAUCUGUGAUUCUCGAUUUAUUGGUAAAUAUGAUCUAAAGCGCCACAUGAGAGUGCACAAUGAUAGACCUAGAGUCAAGGGUAGAAAAAAUGUAGUAAAACAGGAAGAAACUGUCAAUGAAGAAUCCAUCGAUCAAAUCGUUGAAUUACAAGUUGAAAAUUCAGAGAUGGAAACGAUAUUAAUCGAGCAGGUUUUGCCUGAUCAGGAUGUUUCGCGAACACUUCCACAGGAGGAGUCCGAAAAAGAAAAUGUGGAUGCACUAUUUACUCUUAUACACUACGAUUAAAGUCGAGUGGUGAAUAGAUGCAACGUGUAUAUACAGUGCAUCAUUAUUUAUCAUCACUAUUCCAGACAGAGUUUAUAAACCAGUCAUCGUGUCAUAAUGUCAUAACGUUGCAAACCAAUGCCAGGUAUUAGGGCGCAAGAUUUACUCUACGCAGGUAUUGCAAGUGAAUCACUUUUUGUAAUUAAUGUUUAGUACCCCAUGAUAAGAUAAUAUAAAUAAUUGUACAGAGGAUACAAAAAUAUGCACGUAACAUGUAAA
Messenger RNA from Orussus abietinus, 2471 nucleotides. RefSeq names its product zinc finger protein 561. Gene Ontology annotation, molecular function: zinc ion binding. The transcript has 3 exons. Lineage: Eukaryota; Metazoa; Arthropoda; Insecta; Hymenoptera; Orussidae. The coding region runs from base 81 to 2213 and encodes 710 amino acids. The record is from RefSeq and is a predicted model, not a curated record. Gene Ontology annotation, cellular component: nucleus.